Messenger RNA from Eruca vesicaria subsp. sativa (arugula), 1338 nucleotides. The record is from the annotation of a GenBank genome assembly. Lineage: Eukaryota; Viridiplantae; Streptophyta; Magnoliopsida; Brassicales; Brassicaceae.
AUGCAGAAGAAGACUUGGAUCUUAAAUUUCUCGGUGUUCUUUCUCCAUAUCUUUACAUCUUCGAAAGCAUUGGAUGUUACUCAAUUCGGAGCCAUUGGAGAUGGAGUCACAGACGAUUCUCAGGCGUUCUUGAAAGCCUGGGAAGCUGUCUGUAGCGGGACAGGGGAUGGGCAGCUUAUUGUUCCAGCAGGGAUGACAUUUAUGUUACAGCCCUUGAAGUUUCAAGGUUCUUGCAGAUCGACCCCUAUUAUUGUUCAGGUUUUGGGAAAUUUGGUUGCAUCGAGUAGAGGUAACUGGGAAGGAGACAAAGAUCAAUGGAUUCUCUUCUCAGACAUAGAAGGGCUUGUGGUUGAAGGCAACGGCGAGAUUAACGGCCAGGGUUCUAGCUGGUGGGAACACAAAGGCAGUUCUAGACCAACCGCUUUGAAAUUCAAGAGCUGCAACAACCUUAGACUAAGUGGACUAACGCACGUAGAUAGUGCAAAGGCUCACAUUCACAUAAACAAUUGCAACGGUGUGAGCAUCUCAAAUCUCCGGAUAAAUGCACCGGAAUCAAGUCCUAACACUGAUGGAAUCGACGUCGCAGUUUCAUCCAAUGUUAUCAUCCAGGAUUGCUUAAUCGCCACCGGUGACGAUUGCAUUGCGAUAAACUCAGGGACGUCUAACAUCAGAAUUUCUGGUAUAGAUUGCGGACCAGGUCAUGGAAUAAGCAUAGGAAGCUUGGGAAAAGAUGGAGAGACAGCUUCAGUGGAGGAUGUAUGUGUCCAAAACUGUAACUUUAGAGGGACUACUAAUGGGGCUCGGAUCAAAACCUGGCCGGGAGGAUCAGGUUACGCACGAAGGAUUACUUUCAGUGGAAUUACCCUAGAUAAUGUCGAAAAUCCGAUCAUAAUCGAUCAGCAUUACAACAAUGGAGGUUCUGAGGAAACCACAGAUGAUAAGUCAUCUGCGGUGGAAGUAAGCAAAGUUGUGUAUAGUAAUUUCGUGGGGACGUCCAAGUCAGAGUACGGCGUUGACUUUAGGUGCAGCGAAGCUGUACCAUGCACAGAGAUUUUUAUGAAAGACGUGAAAAUAGAAACGGCAUCAUCAGGAUUAGGACAAGUCGCGCAAGGACAGUGUUUAAACGUGAGAGGUUUAGAAUGUUUAGCACUUUCCACAAAUAUGUUUUCAUCGUCGGAGUUUCCAGAACAAACUUGUAUGCUGCCGCAACCAUCAGUGCAACCAAAUACACGUCCGAUGCAAGAUCCACUAUGGGUAUAUGGAAGCGGAGGGAAACGACUCAGAGUUUUUAAUCUUGUAUUAAAUUCAUUUAUCUUUGUGGUUUUAUAUAUGUUUUAG